Molecule: messenger RNA, 7346 nt
Organism: Amblyraja radiata (thorny skate)
Lineage: Eukaryota; Metazoa; Chordata; Chondrichthyes; Rajiformes; Rajidae
Product: A disintegrin and metalloproteinase with thrombospondin motifs 19
Exons: 23
Coding region: 411-3827 (1138 amino acids)
Biological process (GO): proteolysis; extracellular matrix organization
Cellular component (GO): extracellular matrix
Molecular function (GO): metalloendopeptidase activity
Source: RefSeq, a predicted model, not a curated record
UGUGGGUUACUGUGACCAAUCAGGGCUGGAUUGCAGUUCGGUGGAAGCCCUCGGUGUGUGUGGUGAGGGCUCAGCUCCGCGGGACUCGAAUUCAUUCAUUCGGAAACUCAAACCAUGUGAGACCGAGCGAGUGAGUGAGUGAGUGAGUGAGAGAGAGAGAGAGAGAGAGAGAGAGAGAGAGAGAGAGAGAGAGGGGCAGGCAGGCACAGAGAGCAGCCGCCGCUCUCUGACUAGUACAUUAUACUACUAUAAGAGCAGCCAUCCUCACGCUUUAAAAAUACAGGGAACCUAGAAACAGCCAACGCCUCUCCCUUCUCAUUCUCAACCCAAAGAGGGGUCCUGUUUUGCUUUGCUGAUUAUUACAAGAAUCAACUUUUAUAUUAAAUACAGGGUACUGUGGGAAUACAAGAAUGCUGCAGAGCCUCAUUUCCUCUAUUUUGUAUCUACUGUAUUUCACGGAUGCAAUAGUUUCAGGUCUCGAUAAUUUCCGAGAGGAAUCUGAGAUCGUGUUCCCGUCCGUGCUGCAGGAUGGAAGAGCGUACCCUGCACAGGGCAAGUCGGCAGCCGGCCCCACGUCCCGGGAAGUGCGCUCCAUCUCCAACGGGGACGAGUACGAGUCGCAGGAGUUUUACCCGCGGGAGCUGCGAGCUCCUGCCCCGCCCGGCCACCGCGGCGCCGCCGCCACCUCCUCCUCGGCUUCUCCCCGGGGGCUGCAGCUGAAGAUCCCGGCGUUCGGCAGAGAGCUCUACCUGAGCCUGACCAGGGACAGCCGCUUCCUAUCCGGUAACUUCGCCGUGCACAGUCGCCGGAGCCGGCACCACACGUCGGUGCGCUCCUACCGCGCCGAACACUCCUGCUACUACAGCGGAUUCGUGCACAACUCCAGGGGCUCGCUCGCCUCUUUCAGCACCUGCGGGGGACUGAUGGGGUUUAUUCAGAUUAAUGAAGAGUUUAUAUUUAUUGAACCGCUGAAUCACACCAUGGCUGUAACGGGAUAUGCGCAUCGCGUAUACAGAAGGAAACGAUCGAUGGAUGAAAAAUCUGCUGAAAAGCAGGCAUCGCAAAAUUUAUGUGGCAUUUCUGCAGACAAGAGGAGACCCAAAAGCAAAAGACAAUUGGAUAGAGGAAGAGGCCGGAGAUACACAUAUAAAUUAUCUCCUGACUAUAACGUGGAAACUCUCGUCGUUGCUGACACAGCAAUGGUCAACUAUCAUGGAGCUGAUGCUGUCAGGAGAUUUAUCCUGACUGUGAUGAAUAUGGUUUUCAAUCUUUUCCAGCAUAAGAGUCUUGGCAUUCAAAUGAAUCUUCGAGUGACAAAACUUGUUCUGCUUCACGAGAGUCCGGAAGACCUUUAUAUAGGUCACCAUGGGGAGAAGAUGUUGGAAAGUUUCUGCAAAUGGCAGCAUGAAGAAUUUGGCAAGAAAAAUUAUUAUAAUAGCGAUAUGUCCAGUAGUUGGAGAGAAGAUUUACCUGCCAUUGAUUCAGCCAUCCUGAUAACAAGAAAGGAUUUCUGUGUACAAAAGGAUGAGCCUUGUGACACUGUUGGAAUAGCAUAUCUAAGUGGGAUGUGCAGUGAAAAAAGGAAGUGUGUUCUUGCUGAGGAUAAUGGACUGAAUCUGGCCUUUACAAUUGCGCACGAGAUGGGUCACAAUAUGGGAAUGAAUCAUGACAAUGAUCAUCCAUCCUGUGCAGAUGGCCUCCAUAUCAUGUCCGGGGAAUGGAUCAAAGGACAAAAUUUGGGUGACGUGUCCUGGUCGCAAUGCAGCAGGGAUGAUCUGGAAAGAUUUCUCAGGUCAAAGGUCAGUAAUUGUUUACUGCACACAGAUCCUCAGAGCCUCAACUCAGUGAUGCUGUCAUCCAAGUUGCCAGGGAUGAUCUACACAGCAGAUGAACAGUGUCAGAUUCUGUUUGGUCCCACAGCUACUUUCUGUAAGGAGAUGCAGCACGUUAUAUGUACUGGACUAUGGUGUAAAUUAGAAGGUGAACAAGAGUGUAAAACCAAACUGGACCCACCACUAGAUGGAACUGAGUGUGAGCGAGAAAAGUGGUGUAAGGCUGGUGAAUGUGUUAGUAAAACACCUCUUCCUGACUACAUAGAUGGAGAAUGGAGCACCUGGAAUACGUGGAGCACUUGUAGUCGAACAUGUGAUGCCGGGGUACAUUUCCGGCAGCGGACAUGUGAUAAUCCCAGGCCUGGUCCUGAAGGCAAGAAUUGUCAGGGUUCCCGUGUACAGUACAGGAUAUGCAAGAAUCCCCCCUGUCCAACAGGAGUGCCAAACUUUCGAAACUUACAAUGCCAGUCAUUCAAAAGGCCGUCAUACCAAAAGCAUUCCUUGCAGUGGUAUGCUGUCACCGAUGAAGAGGAACCUUGCGCACUCUUUUGUUCUCCCCUGGGGAAAGAUCAGCCUAUGCUGAUCUCAGAGAAAGUGCUCGAUGGAACGCCAUGUGGUCUACAUGAAGCAGACAUCUGUGCUAAUGGCACAUGCCAGAAAAUUGGUUGUGAUGAUGUAUUAGGAUCGUCAGCCAGAGAAGAUCAUUGUGGUGUUUGUAAUGGGAAUGGAAGAUCAUGCAAAGUCAUCAAAGGAGACUUUAAUCAUACCAGAGGAGCAGGCUAUGUGGAAGCUCUAGUUAUACCUGCAGGAGCAAGAAGGAUUCGAGUUGUUGAAGAAAAACCAGCGCACAGUUAUCUCGCUCUACGAGAUACCAGUAAACACUCCAUCAACAGUGAUUGGAAGAUUGAACAUCCAGGAACCUUUAACAUUGCAGGAACUAUCGUGCAUUAUGUUAGAAGAGGAUUUUGGGAGAAGAUUUCUGCAAAAGGUCCGACCACAUCUCCUCUGCACCUCAUGGUGUUGCUCUUCAAUGAUCAGAAUUAUGGCAUUCACUAUGAAUACACAAUUCCAAUUGAGCCAAGACCAGGAAAUCACAGUGCUAAGACCAGUGUGCCUCACUUUAUGUGGACUCACUCUGGUUGGGAAGAUUGCGCUGCCAUGUGUGGUGGAGGAGAAAGAAAGACACUUGUGACUUGUACAAAAAUCAUGAGCAAAACGACAGCUAUUGUGGAUAAUCGGAAAUGCAAACAGCUGAGAAAGCCUGAACCACUUGUCCGCAAAUGCAAUCAGCAACCUUGUCAGACCAGAUGGAUGAUGACAGAAUGGACGCCAUGCUCACGUACGUGUGGUAAAGGAAGUCAAAGCAGAGAAGUGGCAUGUACCCAACAGCUCCGGAAUGGAACGCUGAUUAGAGCUCGUGAGCGAGACUGUCCCGGGUCGAAACCUGCAUCACUACAACGCUGUGAGGGUCAGGACUGCCUGACAGUGUGGGAGGCUGGAAUAUGGUCAGAGUGUUCUGUGAAAUGUGGCAAAGGGGCUCGACACCGAACCAUAAAGUGCACUAAUCCACGCAAGAAAUGCGAUUUAUCAACACGCCCAAAGGAGGCGGAAGACUGCGAGGAUUAUUCGAAAUGCUACGUCUGGAGAACAGGAGACUGGUCUAAGUGUUCCAUCACCUGUGGAAAAGGAAUGCAAUCGCGAGUGAUCCAAUGUAUGCACAAAGUGACUGGAAGACAUGGAAAUGAUUGCUUCCCAUCUGAAAAGCCUGCAGCCUACAGACCCUGCCACUUAAAGCCAUGCAAUGAAAAAGUCAAUGUGAAUACUAUAACCUCACCCAGACUAGCUGCCUUGACGUUCAAAUGUUUGAAGGACCAGUGGCAAGUGUAUUGCAAAAUAAUACGCGAAACAAACCUCUGUCAGGACAUGAGGUGGUAUCAACGUUGCUGUGAAACCUGUAGAGACUUCUAUGCACAAAAGCUACAGCAUAAAAGUUGACACCUUCUUUAGCUCCUGCAAUCAGCACCAAACUUAUUUUUUAUAAGUACAAUCUAAUUUAUGAAAAUACAGAACUACAACUUGUUUAGACCAAGGUACUGAUGUAUUAGGUAUAAUUUAUUCAUUUUAAUUUAUUUUUUGUUUACCAAGAUUUUUUUGGAGUGCUGUUCAGUGGUUUUCAAAAUUCAGAUAAUUUAGCUUUUUAUAUCUAAGAUGGGCUCAUACCUUGCAACUUGCUCAUACAUGACAACUGUCAGAAUGUAGUUUAACCCAGAGUGGGCCUUAAGUUCAUGGGUCGCGUUAAGCCAGCUGGUGUUAACGCUUACUGUAACAUUUCAAAAACUGUAGAGAAAGCAUGUAGCAAAAUAUUGAAGUUCUCAUCAUGCAAUCAGUACUGACAAUAACAAUUGCUUGAAAAAACAGUGACUUGAGAGUAAAACACUGUGGAGCGAAACACUGAAUUACUUUGCAUCAUUCAGGUACUGUCUAACGUUUUGGUCAAUAAUAGAUGUCAACCACAUUAUUGUAAAAAGAUUCACUAUUUGCAGUUUACACUUAGAGAUUUGUGAAGCAGUGCUGAAUGGAACAUUGUGAUUAAUCGCAAACAUCCGCUAAACUUUUCAGGUGCUAAAUUCUGAGAAUAAAAUAUUAUGGAUUACAACUCUGCGAAUUAAAUUUAUAAUGCACAUGCAAUGUGGGCAUAUUUACUCUCGUCUAAUAUUUUCUGUUUAAGAUUCCACAUCUGUGCAUUGCCAAAUACAGGGGUUCCCCGGGUUCUGGAAGACCUGCCUUACAGAAAUCUGACUUUACUCAGAUUAUCCCAUUAAUUUUUUUAAAGAGAUUUUCAAGAUAGUAAUAAUAAUAAUUAAAUGUUUUGUGGUAUUCAUGAACAACUGGAUACAGUUAUGGCAAGUGUGGGUAGAGUGAUAUAAUAGGAUAGCCAUAGAGAACAGACACUUCUGAUUCACGGAAAAAUCAGCUUAAGAUAGUUCUCACGAUCAUAACGCACAACAUAACCCUGUACCAGACGUUAUACAGGAUAAAAGCAAGCAAAAAACCUGCAUUGGCUGAAGUACAUACAGAAAUAUGCAGCAAAUCUCAAAGGGGUGUAGAGAAAUAACUCCACCAUAGUCAUUCAUUAUUUGUGAUUGUUUUUUAAACAUUUUUGGAUACUUUUGGACAAGUUAUACAUUUCCAGAAACAUUUUCAAAAUUAAGUAAUAUAUUAGAUGGUUUUAUCAAAAACUUGGAUAAAGAAAAAAAAAAUCAAAAUAAUGAUGCCAUUAUUCAGAAUAUGCAUUGGCUACAAAAUAAAUAAGGGCAAAAUAUUAUUUUGUCACCAGAAAUUCAGCAGGGUGAUCCAUAUCUGCCACCUUAAUCUCUCCCUGACUUGAUUUCAAACUCCUGGGACUUAAAUAUAAGGGCUGGGUCCCAAUAUCAGUGCCCUUGUAAUAGAGGCAUGUGUCCCAGUGAGAUAUUCCACAAGCAGAACUGCAAUAAAGUGAAGGGUCAACAAUUUUUUUUUAACAUUUUAUUUUCUCUUGAGUGCAUUGUGAUUCCUAAUCCAACUAGGAGCAAUCUUUCUGCGAUUGCUUACUCAUAGUUUUUCUGAUUUGAGACCUUUACUGGGAUGAUUGCCUGUUCUCUGUAGAAGCAAGUACCUGUACUUCUAAAUCUUUUAGGACACCAUUUAUUGAAUCAUUGAGUCAGAGUCAUAGCGUAGCAUAGUGUGAAAACAGGCCCUACAUGUCCCAGCUACACUAGUCCCACCUGCCCGCGUUUGGUCCAUAUCCCUCCAAACCUGUCUGAAUCAGUCUGGGAAUGCUCCUUGCUGCCAUGCAGCAAAACCACACGGGGAAGGCCCAUCUGCUCAGACCUACAUACCCUUGUCCACUAACCAGCAACUACUUAGGGAUAGCAAACAUAUCUGGCCUAGGUCCCUUGCUAGAAUUUCACUCCCUUUAUAAUAUUUCUGUUUUUUAUGUUAUAUGAGAUGUGAUUUCCGAUAAAACAAACACAAAUAAGUUGAAAGACUGAUUAAUAUUAAAAUUAUCUUGGUCUGGUUUUUUUUAACGGAGGUAUUAAUUCAUUUCAAGUAAAAUGUCUCUAUUAAAUUAAAUGGAAAUUCAUAGCAUAAUUUCAAGGUUUUGCUACACAAUGCUGAUUGUAACUGUCGACAUCAUUUAGCAUGUUUUUUACCUCCAUUACAUGCCACUGAGGUAUAUAGUAAUACCCACAUACUUUUAAAAAUUCUGCUUAGUGAUAAGUUUGUGAGCACAUUAUUUUCACCACAAUAUACAUUUUAAGUUCCUAUGUUUUCAGUUGGGAGGUUUAUAAAGAACUAGUAGCUGAUUUUUAUUCCUCUAUUAUUCACUGCAUCAGAGCUCUACACCGAGCUGUACCGUGUAUAACACUAAAAUCUAUAUUUUUAUAAACUUUUCAGCUUAAGUGCCAUUAUUUUGAACACAUUUUGAAAGACUAAAGAUGGGCUGAUUGAGUUUCAGGCUUCAAAAGUUAAGAGCUUGCUUUAUUGGGAAUUAAUUAUUUUAAAUUUGACCUCAGCUGACUUCAAACACAAGCAUCAGUUCUGUACAUUCAGCUCUCAAUCUUAACAUAUUUGAUGACCACAAUUUUCUCUACAGACUGUAAGUAAAGUUGAGCUUUUUAUGAGUAUGUUUUAUUUCAGAAAUGUUGACUGUCUCUCUUGGGACCUUAGCUAACUUAAAUAGUGUUCAUCAGAAAAUGAACAAUAUGUCAAAUUGACAAGGUGCUCUAUUUCUAAGAGGGACAAUAAUUAUUAAUAAGUACGCAAACGCGUUUGUGUCCGUGCAAAUUGUAGUAAUUAGACAGGUGUGGAAAAAGACCUGACCACGUAAAUUUAGUUUCAGGAUAUCUGUUUCAUGUGUCUACAUGCUGGCAAAGCUGAAACACUGUAACUCAAAAGAGCAAGCUGUACUGAAACUCUUUCCUUCUCUUUGUAUGCCCAGAUCUGGUGCACUUCAAUAGCCAAAUUCAUUCAUAUACAGUAACGAAUACAAAAAUAGCCAGGUCUCCUCUAUAGCCAAUUUAUAAACUGCAGAACAAAAUGGUAAUUGGUAUGUGAAACAAAAUAAGAGGCAUGCAAUGAUGGAUAAGCAGGGUAUUUCUUAUCCAUUAGUCGCCUCUUUUGGUUUUAUUUGUUGCAAAUAAUUUUAUUCUAGUAAGAAAUUUCAUAUUAACUUGUCCGGAAUCAUUUAAAUAGUAGAAGAUAUUAUUUGGCAGCUUUCUGAAUUGAUUUUUAUUUUUACUUCAGGUGCAGUUACUGGAAAUUAUCUUUAUAGAAUGGUAGAUCUUAGAAGUGUAACAUUUGAAAUAUUGUUGUCUUGCAUUCUUUGCUUUUAAUAAAAUGUUGAAGAAAUGUUGAGUGUAAUGGGAUUUGCAAACUUGGUAAAAUGUAUCUAUUGAUCUUGUACAUGUGCCGCCUCAGCACCAGACAUUUCUUUAAACUGUAAAUUGUAAAAUAAACAAUAUUUUAAAAUCA